AAACGUUAACGAAAAAAAAAAAAAAAUCACGGAAGCGACUCGGUAGCGGUUCGAGUCUUACAAGUUUUUUUUUUCUUCUUCUUUUGAGGUAGGGAAGAAAGGGGAAAGGAAAAAGUAGGUUUAACUUUAGCUACUGCGAACUCAAUCCGUGCUGUCCCCAUUUUAGGAGCGAAAGCAAAGAUGGAGGCAGCAAUUAAAACCGUGGUGAGUGUGUUCCUGAAGUCAUCCAAGGGCAAGGAAAACCUCGGAGGGAAGGAGUUCCAGAGCCUCGUGAAGAGCCAGCUAAAAAACAUUCUGACGGGCACAGAGGACAAUGAGGCUGUAAAAAACAUGCGUCAACAGCUUGACAACAAUGAGGAUGGGAAGGUCAGCUUCCAGGAGUAUAUGCAUCUGAUUGGCUAUCUGGCGCAGUCUCUCAGCGAACAGCGUUCUUUGGAAAAAGAAACGCAACCAGAGAGUUCAACCCAGGAGACGCAGGCCGAGGCAGCAGCGAAUGCACAGGCAGAGCCCCCGAAGGCAGAGCCACAGGCGGCAAAGGAGGUGGAGAAAGAAGACAAGCCAGUGACCGAGAAGGCAGCGGCCAAAGAGCAGAAGCCAGAGGAAGAGAAAAAAACCGAUGAGGAACAGGAAGGGGCGAAAGUUGAAGAGAAUAAAGCUGAAGAGAAAAAUAAAACAGAGGAAGCAUCAUAGGAGCUCAAGGAAGUGGAGAUUGUCACAUCUCCAAUGCUUCUGUUUGUUUUGUUCAUUUCCAUUAUUGUGAUAUUUUAAUACAUAGGCUGUAUAUGGAAUCUGGCCAAUACACUACACAUUGUUUAACUACAAA
Carassius carassius (crucian carp) is the source of this 823-nucleotide messenger RNA. RefSeq names its product S100 calcium binding protein U (gene s100u). The transcript has 3 exons. Gene Ontology annotation, cellular component: perinuclear region of cytoplasm. NCBI's taxonomy places the organism in Eukaryota, Metazoa, Chordata, Actinopteri, Cypriniformes, Cyprinidae. The coding region runs from base 181 to 690 and encodes 169 amino acids. The record is from RefSeq and is a predicted model, not a curated record. Gene Ontology annotation, molecular function: calcium ion binding.